UCGGAUACUUGGCCUUUGUUCCCUCUCUCCUUCCUGCUAUAACCGUCACCGGCCGUGUUUGACUUUCUCAGUGUGACAGUGGCGAGUUUCUCAUUCGCCCUCCUUCGUUUGGGAUAGAAGCGAAUACUCGGAAGUGAGAGCUCAGGGGGAAAGGAGGGUAAAAAGCAUGUGUUGUACGGGGAAGUGUGCCCGCCUGGUGGGCCUGAUCCUGCUGCCUUCGGCCUUCAUCUGCAUGAUCGCCAACCUGCUGCUGUUCUUCCCCGACGGGAAGCGUCUGGAAAAUGAUCAGAUCUCCCUCCAGGUCUGGCUCAUGGGGGGCCUCAUCGGAGGAGGCCUCUUUAUGUUGUGCCCGAGCUGCUCCGCUAUCAGGGCCGGGGGCAAGGGUUGCUGUGGAAAUGGUUGCUGCGGCAACCGUUGCCGGAUGCUGAACUCGGUGUUCUCCUCUGCGUUCGGGCUGGUCGGAGCCAUCUACUGCACCAGUGUGGCCUCUGCCGGUCUGGCUAUCGGACCCAAGUGCCAGGUGGCCGGGGGCCAAUGGAAAUACCCCUUUGAAGACCUCGGCACAGGUAACAGCAGCUACCUCGUGAACCAGACGCUGUGGGCGACGUGCGAGUUCCCCAAGAACGCGGUGAUGUGGCACGUGGUCCUGUUCUCCAUGCUGCUGGCCGUGGGGAUGGUGCAGCUGGUGCUCUGCGGCAUCCAGGUGGUCAACGGAUGCAUAGGGUGCAUCUGCGGGGACUGCCGCGAAAGGAAAGAUGAUGACGGCGGACUGUGAAAGUGACGACGACGACCUGGUCGCUCACAAGGGCCGGGACGCCUUUCUGCAUUCGAUACUCCUUUAAUCACGUGAAAUCUUUGCUCCCUUUUUGUUUGAAUUGUAUUCCAGCAGAUGGUUCAUCAUCAUUUAUUGUGGAAUGGGUCAUUAAGUCGACAGCAGACUCCACGUUGGACUUGCGUACCAGCUGAACGUGACACACAUGGCACAUCAGUGAAGAAUGAAUAAAUCGUAUACCUGACCA
Gasterosteus aculeatus aculeatus (three-spined stickleback) is the source of this 1019-nucleotide messenger RNA. It is a transcript of the gene tm4sf5, whose product is annotated as transmembrane 4 L six family member 5. NCBI's taxonomy places the organism in Eukaryota, Metazoa, Chordata, Actinopteri, Perciformes, Gasterosteidae. Gene Ontology annotation, cellular component: membrane. The record is from RefSeq and is a predicted model, not a curated record.